Paramecium pentaurelia is the source of this 4543-nucleotide messenger RNA. The record is from the annotation of a GenBank genome assembly. NCBI's taxonomy places the organism in Eukaryota, Ciliophora, Oligohymenophorea, Peniculida, Parameciidae.
AUGUUUGCAUUCUAUUACCCUAAAGCUAUAUUAUUUAGAUUUUGGUAUCAUCAUCAUUUUAAGAUUGCUUUACCAAUUUUAAUUUAAAAUCAACAAUUAGAUAUUACAAGCUUAUUUAAUGUACUACUUAUUAUAAUACUAUCAAUAAUACUUUUAUCCUACACCGAAAAAAUUGGAGAAAUUCAAAUAUAUAAGGCUAUAAAAAUAUUUAAUUAUACUUUUAUCUUAAUUGCAUUUUCAAUACAUCACUUGAACAAUUUUGUAUUCCUCAUAUGCUUACUAGUAUAUGAUGGUCUUAUCAUUCUUUAAGUUUUUGGAUUAUCCAUUGUCACAAAUUAAGAAUUUAUCAAAUUUUAAACCUUAACUAUAAUAUCAAUGACUCGUUUUAUUGUAUUUUUAACACUCUUUUUUAUUCAAGUCAAAGACUUACUAUUAGUGAUUCCCUUGCUUUUAUUUUUAUCGAUUGUCUUGUUAAAUAAGUACAUCCAUCAAAAAAUAUAGCUAAUCUUAUAAUAAUAGCCAUUCUCAUUAAGUUCAAUGAUCUUAUUACAAUUCACAUAUUAAUUAGGAUUAUACAUAGGAUUAUUAUACAUAUCUCAAAUACUUGUAACACAUUCAAAGGAUUGCAAUCGUCCUGAUUGUUUUUGUAAUAAAGAAAUUUCAAUUAAUCAAGAAGAAACUUGGAAGAGUCCAAAAACUAUGUUAAGAUAAAGUCUUAAUGAAAUUCUUUGUGAAAUCAUAAGAUUAUAUAAAUUCUCUUAAAUGAGUGAUUCUGAGGAAUAUGUAAUUAUAAAAUUAAUUAAAAGCUUCUUUUAUUAAGUAGAAUAGAAAUUGAAUAUAGAAAUGAUAAACUCUUUGAAACCUUAAUAAGGAGUUCUAAAUUAAGUAAAACAACUAUUUUUGGAUAUACUAUAUUUCCUUAUUAAUUUCGAAUUUAAGGUCAUCGUGAUAUGUUUUAUCAUUAAUUAUUGUCUAAAAUAGAAGGAGUUAGACUUAAUAGUUAUAUUUAUUAUACAUAUUGUAAUUUAGUUGAAUAAGUAGGAUAAUUGAUUGUUAAAUUAUUGAAUCAAAGACAAUAGAUAUUAACAAUGUUUACAAUUCAAUACUAAAAUCCUCUUUAUUAUUUGUAUCAUAAUAGAUUGUUUUAGUUUAUCAGCUAAUAUGAAAAAUGUGAAUCUUAAUUACAAUAAAUUUUAAAAUUAAAUCCACAAUCUUGUGUUACAUAGAAUUUAGUAUAAGCUCUAUAUUCAAUGGUUACAUUUUAAGAAGAGAAAUUAAAGUAAAUAGAAGUAAAUCAUAAUUUGAUGACUAUUGAAAUUGAUUCUCUAUGGAAUACUCUAAAUGAUAGAUAAUGUUGUUAUGUAUAAUGCAAAUAUGAUAAAGGACUGGUUAUGAUUAAUCAUUCAGUGAUUUUUACUUAAUUGAUGGAAGGUAAAGUGUAUUAAAUAUUUAAGAAAAUGGUAUUAAGUCUGAUUUUUUAGGAUAGUAUAUUGAUAAAUUUAUAUCAAGUCCAUUCAAAGAAGUUCAUCAUAGAUUUAUAAAGAGAUUAAUAAAUGAGGGUAAACCAAGAUUAUUAAACAAUGGAAUUUAAUAAUUUUUUAUAAAUACAAAUAAAGGAUACCUGAAAUAAAUAGAUAGUUUAGUUAGACUUGGUUAAAGUAUGGAAUAUUUAACUUUUAUGACUAUUAUGGGAUAUAAAUAAGAAGAAACAUGUGGUAAGAUUUUAUUGAGUAGUUUUGGCACUAUAUAUUCUUAUUCAGAAUUAGCUGUAUAAUAGUUAUAUCUUGAUAAAAUAUUAAAAUUACAUCAUAAAAUACAUAUAAAUUUGAAAUUAUGUAUACCAAAAUCUUAAAAUAUAAAUGAAUUAAAUGAUGGAUUUAUUUUGAUACCAAAAACAAAUUUAGUUUAAUAAGAUUCAGUAUAAAAUACAAUUUCAACAAGUAAAAUUGAUUAAGUAGCUUUUUAUAAGUAUUUUCUAAAAUAUCCAAAAAAAUGUUUUGUAUUUUUUUCAAUUUACAAAUUUAGUAAUUCAUCAUAUGAUGAUGAUAAUUUGUAAUAUGAAACACUUUAUAUAUAUUAAUCUAAUGAAAUUAAAGAUCUUGAAUUAAAAAUGUUAGCUCUUGAAUUAAUGCUAAAAUAAAUUAUGUUAAACAAUUAAAUUUAAUAAGAAGCGUAUGUUACUAGUUAUACUUCAUUUAAAUCUAUAAUUCCUGAAAUAAAAUAAAAUAUAAAGGCUGAUAGUCAUAAAAGUCAUUCAUAAAUAGAUGAAAUUGAUGAUAGAGAUUUUAUUAUUAGCAAUGAAAGUAUUCACAUUUAAUAAGAACCAUAAAAUGUCUAAUUAUAUUAAUUCAUAGCUUUAGAUUAAAAUGAAAUACUAAUAGAAUAAAAGAAGAAUGAAAUUAAUUAUUCUUCUAUUAUUGCUAAUUCAUUUCAAACAUAAGAUUAUUUAAUUUCAAGUAGAAGAUUCAAUGAUUUUAGUGCUAGAGAUUCUAAAAGAGAAAGUUAAUAGUUAAUUCAUUAAAAUCUAGCUAAUAUUCAGAACAUAUCACAUUAAGAGAAAGUGAUAUAAGGAGAUGAAGUUGAAUAAGAAUUAGAUUCUCCAGAAGAAACGAAAGUUUAAGUAUAAAUGGAAAUAUCAAUUAAAGAUCUAACAGAAUAGUAUUUGAAAGAAUAAAUUGAUUGGAUUAGAUCUAUGUUAAAAUUAAAGAAAAGUUAAUUAGAUAAGAAUUAGAAAGCUAAACCAACAACUUAUAAAAAAGGAUCUAUUAAAAAAUUGCAUUUAGAAUAAUAACCAUCAUCUAUAAGAAGUACAGAUUCAUAAAAAGGAUUGAUUAAUCAUGUAGUUAAUGGUAUGAUUCAAUCUAAUCCUCAUUAAUUUUACAGCAUUCUUAUCAUUGCAAUAUUUUAUUUAAUUCUUCUUCUUGUCUUAAUCAUUUUGAGUAUAACAUAAUUACAAAAAGAAUUACAUCAUAUUUAUUUAGAUUCUAGUGCAGGAUAAUUUUCUAUAACAUUAUUAUAAGAUAUUAAUUUAAUGGAAAUAGCAAUUCAUUUAUUAGCAACCAAUUCUACUUUUGGUGCACCAUAAUUUUAUAUCUAAAAUUCAACUGAUGAUUAUAUUUAAUAUGUUAGAACUGUCAAUAAUCGUUAAUAUAUAAAUCCAGAAUUUUUAUAAAGAUUAGAAUAUGCCCCUAUCAAAAUUAAUCAUACAUUUUCUAAUUAUGGAGUUUAUGAAUUUAUUACAUUUAAUACAAGAAGAUAUCUUGUUGAUUCAUUACCUUUAGUAUUUCAUAGAAUAACAGAAGUAGUUGAAUAUGAAGAAUCUCAUUUUAAUAUUAUGCAUAUGGAAGAAAGUUAUUUUACUUUAAAUUAUCCUACAUACUUUAAUUUAGCCUCAAAUCUAAUUAAUUCUACUGAUCAUGAAAUGACUGACACUAAAAAUGCAGCUAUGGAUGUAGCCUUAAUAUAUGUUAUCAUAGGAUUAAUCUCCUGUUUAUUAAUAGUUAUUCUUAUUGGUUUAGCAGAAAUAUAAAUUGCAAAAUGGAGAGUUUCCAUUGUUAGAACUUAUUUCCUAUUCCAAAAUUUAUAAUUAUCUAUUGUUUAAUAAGAAAAAGAGACAAUUAAUCUAUUAACUAUUGAUGAAUUAUAACAUAUGAAAUACAAUGUUAUCAAAUUAGAGAAAUAAGCAUAGUAAGUCUUAAAAAAUGAAUAAAGACUUAUUGAUACAAAAUUAAAAUAAUCAUUUUGGGCAAAAUAAUUAAUUUCUAUAAUUUUAUUAGGUGCUUUAGAAUUAUUAUAUUUUAUUCCUUAUUACUAAAUAUUUUCCAAUUCUGUUGAUUAAUUAAUAGCAUUUCAUGAAGAUCUAUAUAAGUUAGGACUUACAUAGUUAUCCUUUAGCAAUAGAUUAGUUUAUUUUAUUUAAUAAUAUGCUAAUCCAUAUAAUAAUAUUAAUUCUACAGUAUUUAAUGAAUUUGAUUCAUGGUUUGAAACUUAUUAAGAUUAGUAUUUAUUUGAACUUCCUUUUGAUGAAACACAUGAUUCAUAAUCAUUAACAUAUAUCGUUAAUAAUAAUAUCUGUGAAAUGGAUGAAAUUGUUCCCAUGAAUAAACUUGGAUAUAAGUGCCCUUAUAUUUUACAAGAAGGCUAUUCAAAAUUUGUAGUCUCUACUGAAAAUUAAUUAAAAAUAAUGUAAUCAGAAUAUACUAAUUUUUCUAUGGGAAUUCUAUAAAUUAUGGGAGAUACUGACUUUUUAGAUAUUAUAAUUGCUUAUGGUUUUGUGUUUCCAUAAUUUAAUAAAAACAGAGAUUAUUUAUUUCAAAUUUAAAAACUAAAUAAUGAGCAAUCCAAUACCUAAGCAAUAUUAAUGGCUGUUUUUGUUUUGAUAGCAUUGAUAAUUGUUUUUUCAGUAAUCAUAUUUAUUAUUUGUAAAUAAUUUCUAGCUGUAAUCAAAACUGUUAAAUUAACUCUCUUGAUUUUCUCAAAAGAUUAAAUUGCAAAAAAUAAGCAUUUAGUUUAGAUUUUGAGUAAAGAAGUAACUUUUGAUUGA